AUACGAACUAUAUUUUUACAAACAUGGCAACAUGAUAUUAAUAUUUUUAAUGUAACAUUAUUACCCUGGUAAAUAUCUGGCACCCAAAGCCGACGUUUCGUUUUCUUUUAUUGUUUCUACUGCAGUUUAAAUAACAAAAUAAGGUUGGGGAACUAUUAGGAAUUGUAGAAAAAGUAUGUCUGCAAUAUUUUAUUCCAGUAUCACAUCACUACUGAUAGUAAAUUCUGAAAACAAUUAUUAAACAUUUAUUACAACAUUUAUAAAAAUAAAUUUUAACACUAAUGAAUUCUUUAAAAUAUUUUUCUUUUUCGACUAAUACAAGUCGAAAAAAAAUUUGUCGAAGAUUUUACUCAAAAUUUCAUGAAAAAUUGAAAAUCGGUGAAAAAUGGAAUUCCGUCGUUGGACUUGAAGUUCAUGCACAAAUAUCAUCAAAAUCAAAAUUAUUUUCCGAUGCAGGAACUGCAUUUGCUAGUCCAAUAAAUUCAUCUGUCUCUUUUUUUGAUUCAGCAAUUCCAGGAACAUUGCCAGUUUUAAAUAAAAGAUGCGUUGAAGCUGGAGUAAAAACGGCUUUAGCGCUUUCUUGCAAAGUAAACCAAGUUUCCAUGUUUGAUCGUAAACAUUACUUUUACUCUGAUUUACCAACUGGAUAUCAAAUUACUCAGCAGAGAAAACCUUUGGCAGUAGAUGGAAUUAUUAAUUUUCAUGUAUUUAAUCCAUAUUGGCAUAAGAAACCAUAUUCUAAGCAAUCGAAAAUUAAACAAUUGCAAUUGGAACAAGACAGUGGUAGAAGUCUUCAUGAUGAUGAAAAUAAAAGAAGUUUAAUAGAUUUAAAUCGUGCUGGAAUGCCAUUGAUGGAACUCGUAUUUGAACCUGAUCUUGGCGAUGGAGAAGAAGCAGCAUCUUUGAUUAAAGAACUCUGUGCUAUUCUCGAAAGGUUGGGUACUUGUUCAUGCAAAAUGGAAGAGGGUGCAUUUCGUGUAGAUGCCAAUGUUUCAGUAAAUAGACUAGGGGAGCCUUUGGGCAUACGAACCGAAAUAAAAAAUAUCGGAAGUGUACGUGCUGUUGCAGCUGCAAUAAAUUUUGAAAUAGAAAGGCAAAUUUUAAUGCUCGACGAAGGACGCAAAAUUGUAAACGAAACUCGAGCCUGGAAUGCAGAAUGUAACAAAACUGUUGCUAUGAGAGACAAGGAAGAUAAACAAGAUUAUCGAUUUAUGCCUGAACCGAAUUUACCACCUUUGCGCUUACAUAUUCACAGAGAUGUAAAGAACGAAAAUAAUUUAAUAGACGUGCCUUAUUUGCAAGAUCAAUUGCCUGAAAUGCCCGAAGAGACAAGGCAAAAGCUUAAAGAAACAUUUUCCAUUUCUCAAGAUUACAUCAAAGUGAUAACGAAUGAUUCUUGGCUACUGGAAAUAUUUUAUAAUAUUAUCAAAAACAAUGAAAAACGUUCUGCAAAUAUUGUUGCAAAAAUUCUAGUCAAUUUCUUUCUUGAAGUUAUAAAUAAGAACAAAUUAAAAAAGGAAAAUUGUCCAAUUACUCAAGAACAUUUGGGAGAAGUAAUUGAUUUGUUAGAAAAUGAGUCCAUUAACUUAAAUAUUGUUAAAAAAGUAUUACCUGAAAUUUUAUUACAUCCACAAAAUUCGCCAAAGCAGAUUAUAAUCGAAAAAAAUUGGUUUCAAAUAACGGAUAAUGAAGAAUUGACAAGAAUAUGUCAGAAAAUAAUCGACGAUAAUCCGAAAGCAUUGAAACAAUAUAAAGGAGGAAAAAAGAAAGUAUUUCAAUUUUUCAUUAAUCAAGUUACAAAAUCAACAGAUGAGCGAGCAAAUGUGAACAAGGCUAUUGAAAUUUUUAAAAAAUUGUUUAAUGAAACUUAAAAACCCUUAGCUGUAAAUAAAAAUAAUUCAUUUUAAAAAAGAAAUUGUAAUUCAAUAGAAUUAUUCCGAGUCUGAUUGUCAACACAUUUUUUUAUUCAGAUAUAUAAAGAAAUUUAUAACAUCACA
This is a messenger RNA of Leptopilina boulardi, 1997 nucleotides long. RefSeq names its product glutamyl-tRNA(Gln) amidotransferase subunit B, mitochondrial (gene GatB). Gene Ontology annotation, molecular function: glutaminyl-tRNA synthase (glutamine-hydrolyzing) activity. The record is from RefSeq and is a predicted model, not a curated record. NCBI's taxonomy places the organism in Eukaryota, Metazoa, Arthropoda, Insecta, Hymenoptera, Figitidae. The transcript has 11 exons. Gene Ontology annotation, biological process: mitochondrial translation; glutaminyl-tRNAGln biosynthesis via transamidation. The coding region runs from base 282 to 1871 and encodes 529 amino acids.